AAAUAGUUUCAGUUGUGGUGUGCCGCUUCCGCUAACGUUAACGUUUUUUUUAACAAGACUGUAACGGUUGUGGUCGACCGUCUGAUACAAAUCGUGGUUAAAUUACAGUGUAACGGAAAGCCAACUAUCGGCGGGUAAAUACGCGAGCUAAUUGCUCUCAAGCUACAAGUGGUCAUGUCUCCAUCUGAAGUAGCUAGGUGGGAUUCAUAUAGCUAUAUAGUUUCAUGAACAUAUGUGUGUGUGUGUGUGUGUGUGUGUAUAUAUAUGUGUAUAUAUAUGUGUACACAUGUGAUAAAGUAACUAAGACUGUCAACCAGUGACAGAAAGCCUCCCCUCUGAUGCUGUUCCAGCAGGUUAUGGUGUGUUAUUGGUCUUUCAUUUGCUUAUUAGACCACUUUAUAAGCGUUGAGGUUGUGACUCUGCACAAUACCAUAAGACCACGUUGUGUAGCAUCCAGAUCUGAUUGAUGCGACACGCUCUCAUAACAAAAAAACUCUUGUUUUCCCUGGAUCAUUUCAGUAUCCGAUGGCAGUUCAACCCAGGUCCUGUGAUAUAGGUGUUGUUGCCGUCCUGUGGCGGAUUUUUCCUCUCAGCUGUCCGGUGUAAGGAGUAGAGGAAGCAAAGAUGCCCAAACCGAUCAACGUCCGUGUGACCACCAUGGAUGCAGAGCUGGAGUUUGCCAUCCAACCUAAUACCACAGGAAAGCAGCUCUUUGACCAGGUGGUGAAGACGGUUGGCCUGCGGGAGGUCUGGUUCUUCGGCCUCCAGUAUGUGGACAGUAAAGGUUACAGCACUUGGCUCAAACUCAAUAAGAAGGUGACUCAGCAGGAUGUGAAGAAAGAGAACCCUCUGCAGUUUAAGUUCAGGGCCAAGUUCUUCCCCGAGGAUGUCUCGGAGGAACUCAUUCAGGAGAUCACCCAGAGACUCUUCUUCCUGCAGGUGAAGGAGGCCAUCUUGAACGAUGAGAACUACUGUCCCCCAGAGACAGCCGUGCUACUGGCGUCAUAUUCAGUCCAGGCCAAGUAUGGAGACUACACCAAAGAUGUCCACAAGCCUGGGUACCUCACCCAUGACAGGCUGCUGCCUCAGAGAGUCCUGGAGCAGCACAAGCUGACCAAGGAGCAGUGGGAGGACAGGAUACAGACCUGGCACGAAGAACACCGAGCAAUGCUCAGAGAGGACUCGAUGAUGGAAUAUCUUAAAAUUGCCCAGGAUUUAGAGAUGUACGGCGUCAACUACUUUGAGAUCAAAAACAAGAAGGGCACACAGCUGUGGCUGGGCGUGGAUGCCCUUGGCCUCAACAUCUACGAACACGAAGACAAGUUGACCCCAAAGAUUGGCUUCCCCUGGAGUGAGAUUCGAAACAUCUCUUUCAAUGACAAAAAGUUUGUCAUCAAACCUAUUGACAAGAAAGCGCCUGACUUUGUGUUCUAUGCUCCACGACUGCGCAUCAACAAGCGCGUGUUGGCGUUGUGUAUGGGGAACCACGAGCUGUACAUGAGGAGGAGGAAGCCCGACACCAUCGAGGUGCAGCAGAUGAAGGCUCAGGCCCGAGAGGAGAAGCACCACAAACAGAUGGAGAGGGCUCAGCUGGAGAAUGAGAAGAAGAAGCGAGAGUACGCAGAGAAAGAGAAGGAGAGGAUAGAGCGCGAGAAGGACGAGCUCAUGGAGAGGCUGAGGCAGAUUGAAGAGCAGACGAUGAGAGCUCAGAAAGAGCUGGAGGAACAGACUCGCUGGGCCCUGGAGCUGGAGCAGGAGAGGAGGAGAGCGAGGGAGGAGGCCGAGAGGCUGGAGCGAGAGAGGCAGGCGGCGGAGGAGGCCAAGGCAGAGCUGGCCAGACAGGCUGCAGACCAGCAGAAGACCCAGGAACAACUGGCUGCUGAACUGGCUGAAUUCACAGCCAAGAUCGCUCUCCUGGAGGAAGCCAAGAGGAAGAAAGACGAUGAGGCCUCAGAAUGGCAGUAUAAGGCUCUGUCAGCCCAGGAGGACCUGGAGAAGACCAAGGAGGAGCUGAAGACUGCCAUGACUGUGGUGCCAGGACCUCCGGGUGGCAAUGCUGAAAACGAGCACGAUGAGCAGGAUGACAACUACACAGAGGCCAGCUCAGAGCUCUCCAAUGAGGGCGUCAGCCAGCAGGACCUCCGCAGUGAAGAGGCGCGCGUCACCGAAGCCCAGAAGAACGAGAGGGUGAAGAAACAGCUGCAGACGUUGAGCUCAGAGUUGGCCGAGGCCAGAGACGAAACCAAGAAGACGCAGAACGACGUUCUCCACGCGGAGAACGUGAAGGCAGGCCGAGACAAAUACAAGACGCUGCGGCAGAUCCGAUCCGGUAACACGAAGCAGCGCAUCGAUGAGUUUGAGUCCAUGUGAGCGCAGCGCCUCAGGGGUACCUGCUCCAGAACUGUCCCCUCAGCGGCUGCUCAAUUUCCAUGGACAACAGUUGCUGCCCCCCCCCCCCAACACCCCGAGGCAAUCUUGAGAAAUCCUCUUGUCAAACUUUGCCAAAGUCCCGCCCCCACAUCUCCAUAUAUGGACGCCACUCUGAACAAGCAAAUCUUGUCCUGCAGAGAUCCCCUGUGAUCCUUAAAGCACAGAAGAGAAACUGUUCAACCAAAGGGGAAGCAAUUGGAUUUUUUUUUUUUUUUUUUCGAGCAAACAUGGCCAUAGAAAGCUACUUUUGUUGUUGUUUUUUUGCUUUGCUUGACAACUUGAAUGCAAAGGUUUAGAAUGAUUACCCGUCUCCUUGUUUUUGAGUGACUUCCCUCUGCUUUAGUUAGACCCGCCCUUAUUUUUAGUUGUCCGUCGAACACAUUAAGCUACAGGCUGUGUAUAAAGCCUGGAGUUUGGGGAUAAAUGAGGUCACUACUAGGAUUCAGCCUCUAUGCUAUAUCCAUGUUGAAACAUAUCACAAGCUAGUCAUGCUACUUCUCUUAGCAGCUGUGAGGUCUUUUCACUCUAAUCAAUCAAUUCAAACUGUCAUUUCAAUGUUACAUUUAUAUGUGAAAAAUGACACUGCAGUAUUUUAGAAGUUUAAUUUCAGGCUGGAUAUGAAGAACAGCAGUAUGUGAGUUGACCCUCGUAGGGAAAAGAGCCACCCAACUUGUCACGUGACGAGUUUCUAUGAAGGAAUGUAGCAAAGGUAACAAAGGGAAAGUAUGUUCUUUACAUGCAGAGGUGAUAAGACAGCGUGUGAGCCUAGAAGUGUUAUAAAGAUAAGCUAGCUGUGUAGUGUCUCAGUGUUUCAUUCCCAGUCACCAUCGAUGGUUUUCUCUGCCUACCGGCUCACAAAGGAAGCGUAACACUCGGGACAGACAGAGGAACAGAGUGACGAGUACUGUGUCCCAGCUGUUUGUCUGCCUGUCCAACCGUUUGGGUGAAAAGUAUAUACAGAUGUGUAAGAUGAGACCUGGCACCUCUCUGGCUGGGGAGCUUAUGAAAACAUCGGUCCUUGUCCCAGGACAAAUCUCUACCUCAGUAAUGUUAGCGGUGGUGACUGACAGUCAAACCCCCCCCCCCCCCCUUCCAAAAAUACAAAACAAAAAGGAAGGUCGCGAUUUGACUUGGUUGCUGUUACAUCCUUGAGUGGUGCUCCUGGGAAGGCUCCGUUGGUUGGGUUCAGGAUCUCAAGAGAACAUUAACGGUCGAGGGUGGACAUUUUUUUUUUAUUUUUGGGUCCCGUGAAGCAUCUGGUUCUCACGCAAGAUUCAAAAGAAGGCUCUCCUGUGUGAUAAUGAAUUCAGACGGUUUGCAGACCUGCAAUGGAUUCAUGGGACGGAGAGACUUGUGAAUACAGAGAUGCAUUAUGGGUAGUUCUAAUGUUAAGGGACCUUGCUAUUGUGAUUUCUACAAAUCUCUCUUGAGUCAAAUAAAAGGUUUGGCCAAUUUCUUCCCCUUAAAUCGUAUUAUGAAUGAAUCAUUUGUGCUCAAACAAACUGACUCCAUCUUUUGUGGGGUGGAAAUAUGUUCCAGUGGCUUUUUCUUUUUUUAAAUGAGUGACUAUAAAGUUCUUUUUUUCUAUUUACAAAAUGAUGACAAUGUUACGGAAUUAUUUGUUAUGCUAUACUUGUCAGCUGGUGUAGGUUGAUAUUUUUUUUUUAUUAGUUUUAAAGUUAAAGCACUGAAGCCUCUUGUGUUAACGUCAGUGUCUAUUGUUAGUUUGCCAUAGCAGGUGAAAAAGUGAUCCUGUGCUUCCAGCUCAUAUUUUUGUAUUGUGUUCAAAGACCCUAAACCAGCAGCACACAUCUCUACUGGGCAGCUUCAUUGGAGGGGAAAACUCUAGUUGACACACACACACACUCAGUCUGAAAGGCUUCAGUUAGACUACGUUGUUCUUCAGACUGUUAUCGGCCCUCCUGUCCCCUCCAUUGAAGCCAGUGUCUGUGAUGUGAUCUCUGGCACUAGCUGUCACGUUUUGCCGUUUUUUUUUUUUUCAUGUUGGUAUUCUUUAAGAUAGAUGGCACAGAUGGAUUGCAGUCCAUUUCAUUGGUUCUGAAAUAAAAGUUUUAAAUUUU
This is a messenger RNA of Anarrhichthys ocellatus (wolf-eel), 4511 nucleotides long. Its product is annotated as radixin. Gene Ontology annotation, cellular component: cytoskeleton. The coding region runs from base 625 to 2370 and encodes 581 amino acids. Lineage: Eukaryota; Metazoa; Chordata; Actinopteri; Perciformes; Anarhichadidae. The record is from RefSeq and is a predicted model, not a curated record. The transcript is spliced from 15 exons. Gene Ontology annotation, molecular function: actin binding.